GAGCGAGGAUGCGGCGGCGCUCGCGGAUGCUGCUGUGCUUCGCGCUGCUCUGGGUGCUGGGCAUCGCCUACUACAUGUAUUCGGGGGGCGGCUCCGCGCUGGCCGCGGGCGCCGGUGGCGUCGGCAGGAAGGAGGACUGGAAUGACAUUGACAUUAAAAAGAAAGACCUUCACCACAGCAAUGGAGAUGAAAAGGCACAGAGUGUGGAGACCCUCCCUCCAGGGAAAGUCCGGUGGUCAGACUUCAACCAGGAGGCGUAUGUUGGAGGGACGAUGGUUCGCUCUGGACAGGACCCCUAUGCUCGAAACAAGUUCAACCAGGUGGAGAGUGACAAGCUACGCAUGGACAGAGGCAUCCCAGACACCCGGCAUGACCAGUGUCAGCGGAAACAGUGGCGGGUAGACCUUCCAGCCACCAGUGUGGUGAUUACGUUUCACAAUGAAGCCAGGUCGGCCUUGCUGCGGACAGUGGUCAGUGUGCUUAAGAGGAGUCCACCCCAUCUCAUCAAGGAGAUAAUCCUGGUGGAUGACUACAGCAACGAUCCCGAGGAUGGGGCCCUCUUGGGGAAGAUUGAGAAAGUGCGAGUCCUCAGAAAUGACCGGCGAGAAGGCCUAAUGCGCUCACGAGUCCGGGGUGCUGAUGCUGCCCAAGCCAAGGUCCUGACAUUUCUGGACAGCCACUGUGAGUGUAAUGAGCGCUGGUUGGAGCCGCUAUUGGAACGGGUCUCUGAGGAUAGGACCCGGGUCGUGUCACCCAUCAUCGAUGUCAUUAACAUGGACAAUUUCCAGUACGUGGGCGCCUCUGCUGACCUCAAGGGUGGUUUUGACUGGAACUUGGUAUUCAAAUGGGAUUACAUGACACCAGAGCAGAGGCGGUCCCGGCAGGGGAACCCAGUUGCCCCCAUAAAAACCCCCAUGAUUGCUGGCGGGCUGUUUGUGAUGGACAAGCUCUAUUUUGAAGAGCUGGGGAAAUAUGACAUGAUGAUGGAUGUAUGGGGAGGAGAGAACCUGGAGAUCUCAUUCCGCGUGUGGCAGUGUGGUGGCAGCCUGGAGAUCAUCCCAUGCAGCCGUGUGGGACACGUGUUUCGGAAGCAGCACCCCUACACAUUCCCAGGUGGCAGCGGCACUGUCUUUGCCCGGAACACCCGCCGGGCAGCCGAGGUCUGGAUGGACGAAUACAAAAACUUCUACUAUGCAGCGGUGCCUUCUGCCCGAAAUGUACCCUUCGGAAAUAUUCAAAGCAGGCUGGAGCUCAGGAAGAAGCUGGGCUGCAAGCCCUUUAAGUGGUACCUGGACAGUGUGUACCCAGAGCUCAGGGUUCCAGACCAUCAGGACAUAGCUUUUGGGGCCUUGCAGCAAGGAACCAACUGCCUUGACACCUUGGGACACUUCGCUGAUGGGGUCGUUGGAAUUUAUGAGUGUCACAAUGCUGGGGGAAACCAGGAAUGGGCCUUGACAAAGGAGAAGUCAGUGAAGCACAUGGACCUGUGCCUUACUGUGGUGGACCGGGCACCUGGCUCGCUCAUCAGGCUGCAGGGCUGCCGGGAGAAUGACAGCAGACAGAAAUGGGAACAGAUCGAGGGCAACUCCAAGCUACGACACGUGGGCAGCAACCUGUGUCUAGACAGCCGCACGGCCAAGAGCGGGGGCCUGAGUGUGGAGGUAUGCGGCCCAGCCCUGUCGCAGCAGUGGAAGUUCUCACUCAACCUGCAGCAAUAGGAGGCCCCCAGGCCCUCCUGUCCACCUGCACACCAGCCCAGUUUGGCGAUCACAUUAUUAUGUUUCUGAAACUUUCCAAGAAACUAUAUACCUCAGUGUUCCAUCAUGGUCUGAAAGGCAAAGAAGUUGAGCAAGGCAUAAGCUGGGCUGACGGCUGCGCAGGAGAGGAAACGGGCCCCAAAGGGCCUCGGGACAGAGGGUCCCUCCCAAGGCUGGCGUCCUCUGCCUCCCACCUUCCACUUCUGCUUGCUCCCCAGCUGAGGAACAGCUCAGCGUUGGCUGGAGCCGGUGGGCAAGUAGUGAGCAUGUAUGUGUUGAAGACAGAAGGAGCAGGGGGCAUGGUGCCCUUGCAGCAAGAACUCCAAAUCUCCCAUCUUUUGUUUUAACCCAUCCAAAAUCAUGUAUGUAAAGCAGGCAUGGUGGCCAAUGCCUGUAAUUCCAUCACUCGGGAGGCUGAGGCAGGCAAGACCCUGUCUUUUUUUUUUUUUUUUUUUUUUAAAAAAAAGUGAUUUCUACAAAGCUGACCCAUGUUAUUUGCAGAUUUCCCAGUUGUGCUCUGUCCCUGCACCUCUGGGCCCAGCAGACCUCCUGGUGCCACCACCCCCCUUCCACUGACAUGCUUGCUCUAUUUGAGCGUGAACUUUCCUAUUAUAAAGAGAAGAAUGGUGGUCAGUUCCCUAUGGUUUCCCCAUGUUAUCAUCUUGUAAACCCCACAUUGCAGCUCAGCCGUGUAGAGGGGCUGGACUCCCAGAGCCUAGGGUGGCCUCCCUGUCCCUGGAGCCUGUCCAGCUAGUAGGUGCUGCUCUACCAGCUGGAGGUAUCCUCAGACUACUGGCCCGGCUCAUGAACAUCUGUGUUUGGCUUCAGUGUGGGAGUUGCGGCUGGGUUGGAAAACCUACUUUGUGUCCAUUGUCAUCUGUAAACCUAAAUAGGUUACCUCUUUUGGCAAGUAUUGUUUUGGGUUUUUGUUUAAAAUUAAAUUACUUUUCUUUUAGGAAAAAAAACAAAAACCAACUCCACAGCUUCUGACUAACAUGAACCAACAGGACCCCUGUGAUAGGCAGACCAGGGACAUUGACAACUGUCACAUUCUAACCCUGGGCAUUGGGUCUUUGGUACUAACUGAGCUGCCAGUAGAGAGCACAGGGGACAAGCCCCUCAACCUGAGGGUCAAGUCAGGACCAUAGAGCUCACAUGGAGGACCCAGGUGUGUGUUAGACACCUGGAUGCAGUCAUGGGAAGCCUGGUGACUGCCUAGUAGGGCUGCAGAUAUCAUACAUGCACAACACAGGCAACCUAGGGAACCCUGGAGACCAAGUAGUUGCAAGUGGCCCCAGGGGGCCUGCAGGGGCAUGCUCUCCUUCCUGCCUGCUCCAAGAAGGGGGAGUGGCUGGUCUUCCUCUGCUACAGGAGUUGCGCAUGUGUACGCACCAUGACCACAGCCACUCUGUGGAGGCCUGGCCAGGUGCUGACCCUCUGUCUCCUUUUUACCCCCUGCCAAAAAGCCAACAAGAUGCAUUAUAGCAGACAGGGUGUCCAUGUACCUGGUUAACGCCACACACGUCCACCUCUCAAGGUGGGCUCUGAGGAAUGUCACUCAUAGGUACAGGUGCAAGUCUGUCAUGGGACAGGCAGGACCGAGGUUGCUGGAGCUCCACCCAAGCACUCUGCCAUUAAACACUGUAACCUGUGCUGCUUCACUCAGAGGGAGAACCACGGAUAUGAAGCGACUUGGCUGUUUUUAACCAGGUGUGUCUGCCCACAUACCUGCACCCCACCCUGUGGUCCCCGUCACCUCUGUACCAUCUGAUUGUCUGGCCACCCAGGUGCCACUCAGCUGGGCUCUGAACAGAGGCAGGGACCUGAGGUGAGCCACAUUUACAUGACACAGUGUGCCAAAGUGACUCGCCGUGCUUGCAUUGUUUUGUAGUCAUUGGGCUAUCCCACCCUCCCACUCCUGUUUUUAAAUAUCAAAACUUCCAGAAGCCCAGAGACCACAUGGGCAAAGGCGGCUGUCUUCUGUGGUGGUCCUCGUGUCUCCGUGAAGCUGAAAAAAAGAUGGUAUCUGUAUGUUUUGCAAAUUCAAAAUAUAGUUUGGUAAUUUUUUUUCCAGUUGAUUUUUAAAAAAAGAACUGCUGUACAGAGCUUGUACUUUGUCCAUUUUAUAGAUGGAAACCAUCCUUGAAAUUGUUUAACUUAAAUAAAGAGAAGAUACUUUAUAGAUAA
Messenger RNA from Nannospalax galili (Upper Galilee mountains blind mole rat), 3944 nucleotides. RefSeq names its product polypeptide N-acetylgalactosaminyltransferase 2 (gene Galnt2). NCBI's taxonomy places the organism in Eukaryota, Metazoa, Chordata, Mammalia, Rodentia, Spalacidae. The coding region runs from base 9 to 1718 and encodes 569 amino acids. Gene Ontology annotation, cellular component: Golgi apparatus. The transcript is spliced from 16 exons. The record is from RefSeq and is a predicted model, not a curated record.